Molecule: messenger RNA, 1048 nt
Organism: Nicotiana attenuata
Lineage: Eukaryota; Viridiplantae; Streptophyta; Magnoliopsida; Solanales; Solanaceae
Product: gamma-interferon-inducible lysosomal thiol reductase-like
Exons: 5
Coding region: 42-800 (252 amino acids)
Molecular function (GO): oxidoreductase activity, acting on a sulfur group of donors, disulfide as acceptor
Source: RefSeq, a predicted model, not a curated record
CAUCAAAAACCCCAGAAAGUAAAAAACAAUCCCAAAUUCCCAUGGGAUCUUCAUUCCAAAGAACUGUAUCAAUUUUCUUAGCUUGCUUCCUAUGUUUCACCCAAAUUUCUCCCAUUUCUUGCGGGGAAAAAGUGUCCUUGACUUUGUAUUACGAAAGCCUCUGUCCUUAUUGUUCCAAUUUCAUUGUCAAUUAUUUACCUAAGGUUUUCAAGAAUGGACUUAUUGAUGUUGUUGAUCUUAAGCUUGUUCCAUGGGGUAAUACUAAGAUCCAAGCUAACAACACCUUCAAAUGCCAGCAUGGUAAAGCUGAAUGUUUUCUGGACACUGUGGAGGCGUGUGCAAUUGAUGCAUGGCCAGAUUUGAAUGAACAUUUUCCUUUCAUUUACUGUGUGGAAAGUCUGGUCUACCAUAAGAAUUAUACCCAGUGGGAAACAUGUUUUGAAAAGCUGAAUUUGAAGGCAAAGCUUGUUAAAGAUUGUGUUGGAAGCGGGCGAGGGAAAGAGCUCGAACUACGGUAUGCAGCUGAGACAAAUGCCCUUCAACCUCCUCAUAAAUAUGUGCCGUGGGUGGUUGUUGAUGGCCAACCGCUUUAUGAUGAGUACAUGGACUUCAUAAGCUACAUCUGCAAAGCUUACAAAGGAGCUCCGGUGCCAGGUUGCAGCUCAACUGUCAAUGUCAUUAAAAUGGGAAGGAAAUUUACUCCUUUCUGUUUAAUGCAUACAGCCACUUCCAAGUUAUCAACUAUAGGUUCAGCUAUUACAUCAUGGAUGAACCGCGUUAAUCUGGCCGCAUCUGCUUAAUCCACAGGCUGCUCUAUGUGCCGAGUAUAAUGUAGGGCUCCUUGAUGCUGGUCCUUUUUAUGAAAUGAUGAAAUACUGUACUUGGUUAAUGCAUUUGUAAAAUACUUAUCAUGAUGGAUUAUAAUGAAGGUGCUCAAUUCUCUAAUCAUCUGUUUAUAGGAAAUGUUGUAAUAUGAGAAUUUGGUUUAAUUGGGUUGUGGAAACAGAAAGUAUUAAGUAUGGAUUUUUAAUAAGUUGUCUACAUGAAA